AUGAGCGUCAAAUCCGACAUUGUGGAGGUUGGCUCUGACGCCGCGGGCCAGGCUAACAGCUUGGCUCGCCACAACAACAACCCCCUGGCGCUCUCGUGGUUGUCUGAGGCGUUUCUGCACGCCAAUGACCGCUACGGGCGAAUCGCAGCCGGCAGCCCCCGCUCCGGGGUCGGCAUCCUCGGGCUCAGACUGCUGGAGCACCAUAUCAACCUCAUCCCGACCAUGCGACACGGUGCCGCGGUCCCGGUGUUCGACCACUCGGUCAACAGCCCGAAGCAUCUUGGGUGGCGGCAGAAGGUAGCGACGUGGCCGCUUUCCAAGCAGGAGGCAAUGGACAACCGUACCUUUGCUGUUUGA
This is a messenger RNA of Colletotrichum graminicola M1.001, 357 nucleotides long. RefSeq lists its product as uncharacterized. The record is from RefSeq and is a predicted model, not a curated record. The transcript has 2 exons. Lineage: Eukaryota; Fungi; Ascomycota; Sordariomycetes; Glomerellales; Glomerellaceae. Bases 1 to 357 code for a protein of 118 amino acids.